Canariomyces notabilis is the source of this 891-nucleotide messenger RNA. RefSeq lists its product as uncharacterized. Gene Ontology annotation, biological process: mitochondrial gene expression; mRNA stabilization. Bases 1 to 891 code for a protein of 296 amino acids. Gene Ontology annotation, cellular component: mitochondrion. Lineage: Eukaryota; Fungi; Ascomycota; Sordariomycetes; Sordariales; Chaetomiaceae. The transcript has 2 exons. The record is from RefSeq and is a predicted model, not a curated record.
AUGAUAGAGCAUGCGGAACGCAUUGCUGGGACCGACGUCCCCCCUGCCAAACUGGCAAGCAGACGACUCGCUCCCAUUGCCACGGCGAGUUACUACACCUUCCGACCUACGCCCCGUCUCCUACAUAGUCCUGCCAUCGAAGAACAAAUUCAAAAAGAAGAGAAACCCGAUGCUAGGCAGGGAGUCUCGGCGGCAGAAUCCAAUGCCGCCGACGUACCGUGGUACCUCCAGGUCGAACCGCCAAGGCACCCGACGCUGGUGCACGAGCCGCCACCCCUGCCCGAAGUCCCAGAGGGGUCGCCCAAGAUCGUCGAGUUGCUCCUCCGAUACGUGUCGGACGAGUUGGGCCUGGACGAGCUGACAUUGCUUGACCUGCGGGCAAUGGACCCUCCACCCGCCCUGGGCCCGGGCUUGCUGAUGAUGUUCGGAACGGCGCGCAGCGAGCGGCACUUGCACGUCUCGGCGGAUCGGCUGGUGCGCUGGCUGCGCGGGCGCGGCAUCACGGCCGCGGCGGAUGGUCUGCUGGGGCGGAACGAGCUCAAGCUCAAACUGAGGCGGAUUGCCCGGAAGGCGAAGCUGCUAGGCACCUCUGGGGUGCCCCGUGGUGGCGACGAUGGCAUCAGCACAGGGUGGAUCUGCGUCAAUCUAGGCUCCCUCGGCGGGUCCCAUGAGGAGGUUGUAACGGUAGACGCAGAGGGCAGGCCAACGGGGUUUGGCGUGCCUGAUACUGGCACCACCAUCGUCGUCCAGAUGUUGACUGCGUCCAGGAGGGAAGAAUUGGAUUUGGAAUCUUUGUGGAGGGGAAAGCUUCGAGCGAACCUGAAGAAGCAAGGCCUCCCGAUGCCCGCCAACCCAGCUGAGACACCCAGUUCCAGUGAAGCGACCUUUUGA